Messenger RNA from Scomber scombrus (Atlantic mackerel), 2337 nucleotides. RefSeq names its product phosphoenolpyruvate carboxykinase 1 (soluble) (gene pck1). Bases 181 to 2055 code for a protein of 624 amino acids. The transcript is spliced from 10 exons. Gene Ontology annotation, biological process: hepatocyte differentiation; gluconeogenesis; response to starvation. Gene Ontology annotation, cellular component: mitochondrion; cytosol. The record is from RefSeq and is a predicted model, not a curated record. Gene Ontology annotation, molecular function: GTP binding; manganese ion binding; phosphoenolpyruvate carboxykinase (GTP) activity. Lineage: Eukaryota; Metazoa; Chordata; Actinopteri; Scombriformes; Scombridae.
GAGAGGAAGAAACAGUCCUCAACUCUUCUGAAAACAGCCAACAGAGACACCUCAACCGAUGAGGUCAAGCUAAAGUCUUUCUGCUCCAAACAGACUACUGAAGGCUCGUCCACCCUUAGACUUCCUGUCAUCCUUUAUUUCUCUGUCGCUCGACUCGCUCACUCUACAAACUCCAACAAGAUGCCUCCUCAGCUCCAGUCCCAGAACCAGAACGGUCCCAGGAUCCUGCAGGGCGACCUGAGCGCUCUCAGCCCGGCCGUCAGGGAGUUCGUGGACACCAACGUGACUCUGUGCCAGCCUGAAUCUCUGCACAUCUGUGACGGCUCUGAUGAGGAGAACCGCACCAUCCUGGCCCAGCUGGAAGAGCAGGGGAUGAUCAAGAAGCUCACGAAAUAUGAGAACUGCUGGUUGGCCAGGACCGACCCGCGGGACGUGGCCCGUGUGGAGAGUAAGACAGUGAUCGUGACCCGGGACCAGAAGGACACGGUCCCCUCGCCGCUAGACGGCGGAGUCAGCCAACUGGGCCGAUGGAUGUCCCCAGAAGAGUUCGACAAAGCCAUGGCUCAGAGGUUCCCCGGCUGCAUGAAAGGCCGCACAAUGUACGUGAUUCCCUUCAGCAUGGGCCCAGUGGGUUCCCCCCUCUCUAAGAUUGGAGUGGAGCUGACCGACUCUCCCUAUGUGGUGGCCAGUAUGAGAGUGAUGACCCGUAUGGGGAACGCUGUUCUGUCCGCUCUGGGCACGGGCGAAUUUGUCCGCUGCCUGCACUCCGUCGGCUGUCCUCUGCCAGUUAAAAAGCCCCUGGUGAACAACUGGCCCUGUAACCCCGAGCAGACAUUGAUCGCCCACAUCCCAGACCGCAGGCAGAUCGUCUCAUUCGGUAGUGGUUAUGGAGGAAACUCCUUGCUAGGAAAGAAGUGCUUUGCCCUGCGUAUCGCCUCACGUAUCGCCAAGGAGGAGGGCUGGCUGGCCGAGCACAUGCUGAUCCUCGGCGUCACGAACCCUGCUGGACAGAAGAAGUACAUGGCAGCAGCUUUCCCCAGCGCCUGCGGGAAGACAAACCUGGCCAUGCUCUGCCCCACACUGCCAGGCUGGAAGGUAGAGUGUGUAGGAGAUGACAUCGCCUGGAUGAAGUUUGACGACCAAGGCAACCUGCGCGCCAUCAACCCAGAGAAUGGCUUUUUCGGUGUUGCACCCGGCACCUCAGCCAAAACCAACCCUAAUGCCAUGGCGACCAUCGUCAAGAACACCGUCUUCACCAACGUUGCAGAGACCAGCGACGGCGGUGUGUGCUGGGAAGGAAUGGACGAGUCGUUGCCCGAAGGAGUCACUGUCACCUCCUGGAAGAACAAGCCCUGGAGCUCAGAAGAUGGCGAACCCUGCGCUCACCCCAACUCUCGUUUCUGCACUCCGGCUGGUCAGUGCCCCAUCAUCGACCCACAGUGGGAAUCCCCUGAGGGAGUCCCCAUCGAGGCUAUCAUUUUCGGAGGGCGCAGACCUGAAGGUGUUCCUCUGGUGUAUGAAGCUUUCAGCUGGCAGCACGGAGUGUUUGUUGGAGCAGCCAUGAGGUCAGAGGCCACCGCUGCAGCUGAAUACAGAGGCAAAGUAAUCAUGAACGACCCCUUCGCCAUGCGCCCCUUCUUCGGCUACAACUUCGGCCACUACCUCUCUCACUGGCUGAGCAUGGCUGACCGUCCCGGCGCCAAGCUCCCCAAGAUCUUCCACGUCAACUGGUUCCGCAAGAGCCCCACUGCCGGCUUCCUCUGGCCUGGUUUCGGUGACAACAUCCGCGUUUUAGACUGGAUGUUCAGGCGGAUCAACGGCCAGGCCGGUGCCAUGCCCUCCGCCGUGGGCUACCUGCCCUGCCAUGACUCCCUGAACCUUCAGGGCCUAAAGGAGAAGGUGGACCUAGAUGAGCUGUUCUCCCUGGAUCAGGAGUUCUGGCAGAAGGAGGUGGAAGAUGUGGGGAAGUACUUCACCACGCAGGUGAAUAACGACCUGCCCAACGAGGUGGCCCGGCAGCUGGAGCUCCUGCGCCAUAGAGUCAACCAGAUGUAAUGUGGAAAGACAAGAACCACGUUUAGCAUUUCUAAAGUUAGAACAGAGAUUCCAGAUCAGAAUGUUAGAAAUUUGAGAACAAUGCAUCAGAAAUUCUAGAAUGCAAUUCUAGUGAUUCUAGAGUUAUCCGUGAUUCUAGAACAGAAUGUUAGUAAUUCGAAAACAAUGCAUCAGAAAUUCUAGAACGCAAUUUAAAGUAAUUUUUGAUAAGACAGAAUGUGAAUAAUUCUAGAAUAUUACAUUAUUAUUGUUUUAAUGAAGAACUCAUUUUUUUGAGUGACU